UUUUAGUUAGUUGAUACUCAAUCACUGAUAUGAAUAGAACUAUUGUACUUUCUUCUUAUAAAAAAGGUGAAAGGUUUGAACCAAUAGGCUCUGUUAUAGGACUUACGUGUCGGAAACGGGCGUAAUUAACUCAUCGACGUACUGUGAUAGUGGAAUAAUCGUUGUGUAACUAGUAAUUUCUCUUUGUGAUCGCACGAAGUAUAAAAGUGAAUCGUUCAGCAUCCGGCACCGAAUACUUCCGAUAGUCUCUUGCCUGGUACACGGUCGCGUGAUGUUACUCAAAGUAGCAACUACUGUAACUCUUAUAGUGUCAUGCUUAGGCCAUGCACCGAUCUAUGACGAGCGAUCAUCAAACGAAGCCAUCUCAACUCAAAGUUUUAACCGAGAUGACAUACCUAUAUCUUAUAAAUAUACGUCAAUUCAUGUUUACUCGACACAAAAACCUAUUGAUGAAGACGAUGUAAUACGUCCCCAAGGACAACAUAAUUCAGAAUACCAUGCCGUACAAUAUGCUCCUUUGGUGGAAAAUACAACCAAAAAUUCCACUCGAUAUACCAAAGUUGUUGUAGAUCCGAAUAAUAUUGCCAAAGAACCAAGUACUAUAGAGAAUGAUAAAUUAGAACCACGUAAGCAACCCGCGAGUACUGGCGAUGUUGCGAAGGCAAAGUAUUUUGUAUCGGGACAUAAUAUAGAGGUAAAACGAUCUCCAAACCGAAAUGCAGGAUAUAACGCUAUUUAUCAGAGCCGUCCAGAGAACUUGAAAAGCACGCUUACUGAGAUAACUGAUUAUAAUUUGGGAGACUACGUGAAACCCCAAACAUCUAGUAAAGGAAAUGAACACACAAAAUCUUUUAGAGCUUUUAAAGAAUUAAAACAGGAACCGUUUGCCUGGAUGUUCGAACAUAAACCAAGACCAGAGAAAUAUGUGUAUUAUAAGGGAGAAAGAAAUGUACAACCAAAUAGGUUGAACCCACUUCCAUCACACCACACACAUAGGAUGCAAAUAAAUGUAGCUCGUAUUAAUGGGCAUGCGCAGAUUAUCGGUCGAGAGAUCAUCAUAGGCGACACAUUAAAAAACUUGGAGAAACCACAAAAGCAUUCUCAUCGAAAAGGAGCACUCGGACUAAAUGGAGAUCAAAGGACAUUAUUAUAUCCUUUACAUAAACGGCAGACAUAUUUAAAGUCGUAAUAUUAUCUAGAAAAUUUAUGUAAUAAAUUAAUAUAGAUAAAGAAAUAUUAUUUAAUGUUAUAUUUAUAAU
This is a messenger RNA of Manduca sexta (tobacco hornworm), 1259 nucleotides long. RefSeq lists its product as uncharacterized. NCBI's taxonomy places the organism in Eukaryota, Metazoa, Arthropoda, Insecta, Lepidoptera, Sphingidae. The record is from RefSeq and is a predicted model, not a curated record. The transcript is spliced from 4 exons. Bases 272 to 1189 code for a protein of 305 amino acids.